Molecule: messenger RNA, 2464 nt
Organism: Silurus meridionalis
Lineage: Eukaryota; Metazoa; Chordata; Actinopteri; Siluriformes; Siluridae
Gene: sdc4
Product: syndecan 4
Exons: 4
Coding region: 425-1003 (192 amino acids)
Biological process (GO): cell migration
Cellular component (GO): cell surface; membrane
Source: RefSeq, a predicted model, not a curated record
GAAAGUUAAAGUAAAUAUGCGUCGAACCCAGUAACACAAUAUGUGUACACUUAAUAAUAAGAUAAGAAUAUAGUUGUUUAUUUCAUUUCAGUUGUUGGAUUUCGUUAAAUGUAAUGAUAAAAUAAGGUUGAAGAUCAUUAGAUUUCUGUUUGGUAGUCUUUUUUUUGUUUUCGCUUUUCUUUUCUUUUUUUCUCUUUUGCAUUCUUUCGUCUUACUUCUUUAUUCCCGUAAACAACUGCCAGGGAAAUUCACCCUCGUGCUUCCUGUGGGCGGAGUUGUAAAGUCAUCUAAAGACUCCAACCUCAUCGCUGCGGUUCAGACGUGCUUCUGGUGUGACUCCAAAUCUGAACGAGUUUUAAACUCUUCUUUAGGAAUACGUUUAGUUUUUACAGGUGUUUUUCAUCUCUCGGUCUUGGAUUCCAAGAUGCUCAAAGUGUCCCUCGUGUUGGUUUUAUUGGCUGCUGCUGCCUUUGCUGAGUCGGCAAGAGAGACAGAAACAUGGAUGCCUCCAAAUGUUGGGAAAUCAGAUGAUGACCCCGACUCCUCUGGUGAUUUCAUUUUUAGCAAAGAAAAUGUUGCAAGAUUUGAUGAUGAGGACAUUUACGGUGACGAAUAUGAAGAAAACUCAGGCUCUGGUGAUGACAAUCUGUCACCAGAUGAAAAAGGAUUAGCAACCACUAAGACUGAAGAGUUUGAUAAUCACAUCCCACACAUGGAGAAUCCGAUUCAGCCUCAGCCAACAGAUAAUGAGAUACGUCUGGUGAGACAGAAUGAAGUUGCUCACCCUCCCAGUGUCCAUCUCUCUCACGCAGGAGAACAGAACAUUUUUAACAAGACAGAAGUGCUGGCCGCUGUUAUUGCUGGUGGUGCCGUUGGGCUGCUUUUUGCUGUGCUUCUCAUCCUCCUCCUCAUCUAUCGAAUGAAGAAAAAGGACGAAGGCAGCUACGAUUUGGGAAAGAAACCCAUUUAUAAAAAAGCUCCCACCACUGAGAUCUACGCAUGAACACACCCUCUCGAGCUAAAUCAUAUGAACUGUGAACUCGCAGUGCUUCUGACGCACUGCUAGGCUCCAUCUCUCUGUCCACCUCGAGAAACCGCAAACCAGCAUCUCAAAUGAAACCAUGAUUACUCUCACUAUAUAUUCGAUUUUUACCUUUAUCAGGAGAGAAGGUGCUUUGUUGCAGCUUGCACUGUAUAAGUCCUGACAUUUUCUGUAUUGUCUGGUUUCCCAUUGUUUUGUUCAAAGUAACUAGCCAUUGUGUUCCUUUUCUUUACUUCACUGUUUUGUAACACUAAAAAGGUACAGAUGGGGCCCAUUUGCAGCUAAAACUAUAUGGAUUCAGAGUCUGUACAAAACUUUGAAACCAUCAACACUGACUAUUUGCACACAUCUGCGUCAUUUAGCAGAAGUACAUGCUGUGGGAAAUGUUACUGUAGCAUGUGCGUUUUUAAGUAAACUGUCCUGGUAAAAUUGUCCAAUCAUAGUGGAAAUUGGUGUAAAUUGAUACACGAGAAUGCUGUUGAGCUUCUGACAAACUGACAUUGGGGCAUUAACAUUUAAUAUAGAUUUAUUUUUAACAUGGCACAUUCUUACACGUUCUUACAUUCCAUAGGCCUGUAGUAGUUAUCAAUAAUCAGGUUUCAAACAAAUGUUUGUUAAGUAGCCCGGUCAUAGAGUUUAGCUGCUCCUCUUAUUCUCAGUUGAAAGGUACGCAACCUUUUUUGCAGAAAACCAGAAAAAAGGACACUGCCAUUUUCUCAUAUCCAGGGGUCUGUAAAUAGCCGUUGAAAAUGUACACCCGGUACUUCUAUUUACCAAAUAUUUAAAUGCCAAAAUGAUUCUCUUCUUGUUUUGUCCUGGUAUUAAACAUAGGGUCAGUGACUAACUGUUUUUAUAUUGCCUCUUUACCAGGGCAAAAUGAGAGUUUAAAAUCGAUGACCAAUGCUUAUACUAACUUUUGUUUUGUUUCUCAGUGUUUUUUUUUUUUUUAGUCUUUUUAUUUUCUGUCUCUUUUCAUUGUUUUCUGAAAUACUUUUUUGUUUUGUUAUUAUAUUGUGUUAAUUUAACUUUUGAAUAGACUAUUAUAUUGCCUUCCUUCAGGUCGGGGGUUUCUCCCCAUCUAAGCUGUACAUGUGAUUUAGAAAAAGAAAUCUAUACACUAGUCGAAGAUUUUUCAGAGUUUUGAUGCAUUUUUAUAUUGUAAGAGUUUUAUUUCUUUUAGUUUUUUCAAGUGAUAUAUAUUUAUAUUUUGUAGAAGGAUGCUCUUACUAGUUACAAGAUGAAUGAAUGAGCCAUGUUAUUUACAUGGGGUGAAAGCAAGACCAGAAAGUAAGAAAAUUUGCUGCUUUUUUCCCUUCAACACAUGAAGUGAAAUCAUCAGUUUAGUAAGGAAAACAGUGGAUUGUUGGUUUCUUCAUGCAGGUUUCAAUCUGAUCAGAAAUAAAGCUAUUUUUGUGCACAUUA